AUGAAGCACCCAAAUCUUGUAUGUCUGGAAGGUUAUUGUUGGACAAAAUCACUGCAACUCCUCAUCUAUGAAUUUGUUUCUGGUGGGAGCUUAUUCAAAAACCUGCACGAGAGCCCAGAAUUGAACUGCCUUUCUUGGCAAGAAAGGUUUGAUAUAAUUCUUGGCGUGGCAAGGAGCUUGGCUCAUCUUCAUCGGCAUGGCAUCAUCCAUUACAAUCUGAAAUCCAACAAUGUCCUCAUCGAUGGCUCCGGCAAGCCCAAACUUGCCGAUUAUGGCAUGGCAAAGUUACUUCCAAUGCUGGACCGUUACAUUCUGAGCAGUAAGAUUCAGAGUGCCUGCCAGGCCGUGAAGAUCACCGAGAAAUGUGAUUUGUAUGGGUUUGGUGUGCUGGCAAUUAUAAAAAUCUUAAGAAAGCAUAUGCAGAAUAUGUAUAACAGGCUACCGAGUACAAUUUAA
Messenger RNA from Dendrobium catenatum, 456 nucleotides. Its product is annotated as probable LRR receptor-like serine/threonine-protein kinase IRK. The record is from RefSeq and is a predicted model, not a curated record. Gene Ontology annotation, biological process: protein phosphorylation. The transcript has a single exon. Gene Ontology annotation, molecular function: ATP binding; protein kinase activity. Bases 1 to 456 code for a protein of 151 amino acids. NCBI's taxonomy places the organism in Eukaryota, Viridiplantae, Streptophyta, Magnoliopsida, Asparagales, Orchidaceae.